AUGGCACGAUUCCUAUCUCGCAAGGAUAGUGAACUAUAUCACUUUCACUCCAUAAUUCGCACUAUAGAGAUCGAACCUCUACUUAGUGAGAUAGUCACCUAUGCUGGCAGAAUAACUCUCCUGUUUUGGCUCAAUUACCGAUAUGGAGGAACCGGUCAGAAUUUUAUACAUAUAUUCAACUUUUGGUCUAGAUUUUCCAAGAGCUUCGACAAUGUUUCGAACCGUGUCUCCGGUUUUACUCAUUCUAUAGAGGCCGAGCAUGUCUUUCAAGUCCUUUAUGAUUAUACAGGCGAAACGCAAUCAGAGGGCGAUCAAUUACUAGAAAGUGAUGGGAGCAUUGAUUUUCAAGAUGUCUGCGUCUCUUACAACAAGAAUACCUUUGCUUUGCGCAAUAUAAGCUUUUCUGUCAAACCGGGUCAGACCAUUGCUAUUGUCGGCAGAAACGGUGCCGGGAAAAGCACUAUUUUACGAACUCUUAUGCGACUGAUUGAUCACGACAGCGGUGAUAUCAAGAUCAGCAAUCAUGACAUUCGCAGACUGACAAAGGAAUCUGUCAGAGAGCAUAUUAAAAUGGUCCCGCAGAACCCGGAGUUAUUCUAUGGCCAGACGAUAUUGACAAAUCUUACUUAUGGCUGCAGGCCCGAUAUUGAUUAUGAAACUGUUCAGGAAAUAUGCAAGCAUAUUGGCCUGCACGAGAGAAUCUUAAGCUUCACGCGAGGAUAUCAGACCGAGCUUCAUCCAUCUAAUGAUCUAUCCGGUGGACAGAAACAGAUUGUUGCACUUGUUCGUAUCCUGUUGCAGAAGCCCUCAAUUCUGGCUCUAGAUGAGGCCACCAGCCAAUUAGAUAAAGCCACAGAGAAAACAAUAUGGAACUACUUGGACACUAUCCAGAAAACAAAAAUCAUUGUCACACAUCGGCUACAGAAAAUCAAGAAUGCUGAUCAGAUCCUUGUUGUUGAACAAGGCCAAAUCGUGGGGAGAGGCACUCAUAAAGAGCUGUUGGGCAAUGAGAUCUAUCGGUUACUUCUUGGCUCUGUUUGA
Messenger RNA from Aspergillus alliaceus, 1041 nucleotides. Its product is annotated as ABC transporter ATP-binding protein. Gene Ontology annotation, biological process: transmembrane transport. The transcript is spliced from 2 exons. Bases 1 to 1041 code for a protein of 346 amino acids. The record is from RefSeq and is a predicted model, not a curated record. Gene Ontology annotation, molecular function: ATP binding; ATP hydrolysis activity; ATPase-coupled transmembrane transporter activity. NCBI's taxonomy places the organism in Eukaryota, Fungi, Ascomycota, Eurotiomycetes, Eurotiales, Aspergillaceae.